This is a messenger RNA of Babesia ovata, 648 nucleotides long. Its product is annotated as MFS transporter permease, putative. The record is from RefSeq and is a predicted model, not a curated record. The coding region runs from base 1 to 648 and encodes 215 amino acids. Lineage: Eukaryota; Apicomplexa; Aconoidasida; Piroplasmida; Babesiidae. The transcript is spliced from 2 exons.
AUGGUGAGAGUACGCACGCCGGGACGAUUCGUGGUUCCACAUUCUCAGCAGAUGAAGAACAGCGCAAACACGUCGCCGAGUGACUGCGGUGCUGAGGGCACAGCAGCAGCGCAGCGUUCGGCAGAGUUGGAAGAGGCAGGCGUCGGCGUCACUGCAGAGACGGCCGACGAGGCCAAGGUCCCAGAAGCCGAGCGGGGUGAGGCACUGCUGGCCUGGUUGAUUGCCGGGGCAGUCGACGCAUUCGAUGGCAUUGUCAGUAGCGGUAAGCUUAUGCGGCAGGAGGCUGGGACAGCUGUCUGUGAGGAACGACUGCAGCGGAGAUGUGGGCGGGCAGUUGUGACUUGCGUCGGUGGCCUGGUUGUCGUAGGUGUUACACUGCCAGUGGGAGGACGGCACCUGCCGACCGUAGUGGCACUCCCGCCAGGCCUUGGUUGUGGCGGUGGCACGGCAGCAUUGGGCGUAGAGGAAAUACAGGACGCGACACAGGCGGCAUAUUAUCCGUCUCAUCAUCUCCAGCAGCUCGUCGGGGUCGGCCGGGUAGUGGAGCUGUGCGGUGUUGUUGGCGAAGUCGACGGAGUAGGGAUAGGCGGCGAGGUCAAAGCCGCGGCCGUGGCCCUGGAUUGCGAUGAGCAGCAAGUCGGCGUGUGA